AUGUUGCGCACUGUUAGAAGUAUGACUUACCACCGUUCCUAUGCUGGGGCCAUGGCGUUAUUCCAUGGAAAGACACCCUGCAUGGCGGUUAGAAACAUAACUACUGAGAGAAUCCCCAGUCCUCCAAAGCUACCACGAGAAGAGCAGGAGGAGUUUGAGAAACUGCAGAGGAUCGCCUCCUCACAGGAGGCCAUAGACCAGUACAACGAACAAAUAGCCGGCGAUCACACGAAGGAAAGCUUAAACUCGCCACUUUUGACCAAGAAUGACAUUGGGUCAUUCUCACCUGAGUUUUCCAAGACCAUACCUGAGUUCGAAGGCGACGUUAAUCCCAAGACCGGUGAAAUUGGAGGGCCCAAGCAGGAUCCCUUGAGGCAUGGAGACUAUUCGUUUAAUGGAAGGGUCACUGAUUUCUAG
Saccharomyces eubayanus is the source of this 417-nucleotide messenger RNA. It is a transcript of the gene SDH8, whose product is annotated as Sdh8p. Gene Ontology annotation, biological process: mitochondrial respiratory chain complex II assembly. Lineage: Eukaryota; Fungi; Ascomycota; Saccharomycetes; Saccharomycetales; Saccharomycetaceae. The record is from RefSeq and is a predicted model, not a curated record. Gene Ontology annotation, cellular component: mitochondrion. The transcript has a single exon. Bases 1 to 417 code for a protein of 138 amino acids.